AUGGGGGACCCCGAGGGAAAGAGGAAGAGGAGGAGGAGGAGGAGGAGACUGAAGCUCAUCCGGUUCUCUGUCGACUAUGUUUACGUCUGGAGUGUGUCCUUGAUGUCUACUUUAUGUGGAUUGACUCGAAUUCAACUCUGUUUCUUCCCAGGGGGCGGUGGAAAGCGGAAGGGGAAGAGUAAGAAGUGGAAGGAGAUCUUGAGGUUUCCGCACAUCAGUCAGUGCGAGGAACUCCGGCGGACUACAGAGAAGGAUUAUUACAACCUGUGUGAGAAGCAGCCGAUUGGGAGGUUCCUCUUCCGCCAGUUCUGUCAGACGCAGCUCGAGCUUCAGUGUCUCAUCGACUUCCUGGAUACUGUGGCAGAGUAUGAAGUUACACCGGAUGAAAAACUUGGAGAAAAGGGAAGGGAGAUCAUUCUGAAGUUCCUCACCCCGGAGUCUCCAGUUUAUGUAUCUGAAGUUGGACAAGAUAUUGUACAUCAGAUGGAGGAGAAACUGGAGAUCAGCCCGUACAAAGAGCUUUUCGCCAACUGUGCCAAGUCUGUCAAUGAUUUUCUGAGCGGGGAGCCCUUCCAGUGUUAUCUGUCCAGCAUGUACUUUGACCGAUUCCUGCAGUGGAAGUGUCUGGAGAGGCAGCCAGUGACAAAGAACACCUUUCGCCAGUACCGAGUUCUUGGAAAAGGCGGCUUUGGAGAGGUGUGUGCGUGUCAAGUACGUGCCACGGGCAAAAUGUAUGCCUGCAAACGCUUAGAGAAGAAGAGGAUUAAGAAGAGGAAGGGCGAGUCAAUGGCGCUGAACGAGAAGCAGAUCCUGGAGAAAGUGACCAGCAGAUUUGUGGUGAACCUGGCAUAUGCGUACGAGACGAAGGACGCCCUUUGUCUCGUGCUAACGUUAAUGAACGGAGGAGACCUGAAAUUCCACAUCUAUAGCAUGGGGAAUCCGGGCUUCCAGGAGCAGAGAGCCUCCUUCUACGCAGCUGAGAUACUGUGCGGCCUUGGCGAUCUUCAUCAAGAGAGCAUUGUGUACAGAGACCUGAAGCCAGAAAACAUCUUGUUAGAUGAUCACGGUCACAUCCGGAUAUCAGAUUUGGGUCUAGCUGUGAAAAUACCAGAGGGGGACGCAAUCCGUGGCCGUGUGGGGACAGUAGGUUACAUGGCCCCGGAGGUGCUCAAUAACCAGCGAUAUUCCUUCAGUCCUGAUUUCUGGGGCCUGGGCUGCCUGAUCUAUGAGAUGAUAGCUGGACAGAGUCCGUUCAGGGGCAGAAAGGAGAAGGUGAAGCGGGAAGAGGUGGACAGGAGGGUCCUGGAGACAGAGGAGGUUUAUAGCGAGAAGUUCUCUGAGGAGGCAAAGUCACUGUGUAAAAUGCUUCUAACCAAAGACGCGAGGCACCGGCUGGGGUGCCACAGCGAGAGGGUGGCAGAGGUCAAGAAACACCCCUUCUUCAAAGUCAUAAAUUUUAAGCGGUUAGAAGCGGGAAUAAUGGACCCUCCAUUUCUCCCUGAUCCUCGCGCCGUCUACUGCAAAGAUGUCCUGGACAUCGAACAGUUUUCCACUGUGAAGGGGGUGAACUUGGACCAAACAGAUGAUGACUUCUACGGCAAGUUCUCUACGGGCUCAGUGUCCAUCCCCUGGCAAAAUGAGAUGAUGGAGACCGAAUGCUUCAAAGAACUGAAUGUUUUUGGGCCUAACGGUACCUUGUCCCCCGAUCUCAAUCGCAGCCACCCACCAGAACCACCUAAGAAGAGUCUGCUGCAUCGCAUCUUUAAACGUCAGCACCAAAACAACUCCAACAGUUUGCCCGGCCCCAAGCCCUCCAUAAACCACCAUCUGAACACCAACCACGUCCACUCCAACUCAACGGGAAGCAGUUAGUGAGGAGGUGCGCCCACCGACGGGGGAAAUACAGUCAGGAGUGGUGACCUUCUUCUGCUGCUGACGUCGGAGAGAGGAGAGUCAGAGGCCCGACAGCCUUCCGCCGGGGAAGUCUGUAUAUGUGUGUCAGCGGGAUUGACAGACGGGACUUUCUUUCCUCUUCUCACAAGUGAAGCCUCACAUGGAAGGUUCGCUCAGGUGAGGGGGUGCGAACCCCUCCUUUUAUGACAGGGGUGUAACAAGAAAAAACGAUACCUCCCACAGUCACAUGACUCUGCAAUAGGACAUUGCCAAUUGCAUGUAACAGGUAACAAAAUCACGAAAAAAAAAGAACUGAACCCACAUGACAAGCGACAAGACCAACGGGCCUCCAGGGCUCCAUGUCCGCAUUGUACUCUAUAUCUUUAUUUUCAACAAAAGAAAUUAAAAAAAAGUGUUUUAUUUUU
Messenger RNA from Nanorana parkeri, 2318 nucleotides. It is a transcript of the gene GRK5, whose product is annotated as G protein-coupled receptor kinase 5. Gene Ontology annotation, cellular component: cytoplasm. NCBI's taxonomy places the organism in Eukaryota, Metazoa, Chordata, Amphibia, Anura, Dicroglossidae. The record is from RefSeq and is a predicted model, not a curated record. Gene Ontology annotation, biological process: regulation of signal transduction; protein phosphorylation; signal transduction. Bases 1 to 1872 code for a protein of 623 amino acids. Gene Ontology annotation, molecular function: ATP binding; G protein-coupled receptor kinase activity. The transcript has 17 exons.